AGAUGACUACAUAUACAACCUCUACAAGAUCCCCAACUACAGUAAUAUCUGUGAAUUCAUCAACUUCAAUUUCCACAAUUGUUGCUGGUAUCAAUUGUGAUACAGUUGAUUAUGUACAAAGAUAUUAUCCAAUUGCAAUGAUGCAAAUUAUACUGCUGAUUCUCUCGUUCUCCUCCAUAUUUUUGAUAAUCGGCGGAAGAAUUGCCCAACAUCAUUCAUAUUUUCAUCCAAAUGUCAAAAAAUUACUGAAAACUUACCAUGGAGCAAUUUUAAUGUAUGGAGUGUCUCUCGGAACCGCACAGCUAUACCAUGUAAUGACAUCAAUGUCUUAUGAAAGUUGUGAACUGUUGAUUUCGUGCCGAUUGUGUUUUGGGUUCAGAGUUAUUGCAACGGCUACUGUUUUAAUAUUUUGUCUGCUGUUAUUUGCAAUUCCAUUCGAACGUUCAAUAGCAACUCAACAUCUUGGAAGAGGAUAUGAGAAUCGAAAAGGCUCAAUUGGAAAAUGGUUUUCCUGGAGCACUGUCACCGUAUCGCUUGUAUUUUCCAUUUGUUACCACUGGUCUGAUUUCUCGAAAAAUCGAGUUUGCACCCAUUGCAUUUACGAUCAAAAUCGAGUACUUAUUCCAAUGGAAUUAAUGAUUUGGUUGACUGGAAUGUCUAUUAGUUCAUUGAUUUAUACAUUUGGAUUAUGGAUUUUUAAUCGGUGCAAAUUGAAAAAGAAAACCUAUUCGCUCGCAAUCGAAUUUCAAAUAAAUCAAAAUCUUCGAAUUCUUCAUUUGGUUCUUCCGUUAUCAUUAUUAACCUCGUUAGCAUUUAUAUGGUAUUCCAUUUCUCCAAAAUGGUUCAAAAUAUCCAUGGAUAUUGAUCCAGAAAAGAAGCAAUUUCAUGAAAUGGUGCAGAAUAUAUUCCCCCUCUACACCCUUCUAUCCUCAUCCUUAUGGCUUGUAAUGAUGAUAUCUGAAAAGAAAAAGAAAAGAAUUGGAUUGGUACCACCUGAAGCUAGAAAAGAUGAAAAAGAUGUAUAUUUCAAGUCAUUGGACAAUCAAUGGUCAAAGGUUCCAUCACAGAAACCGUCAGUUAAAAUGCAAAUUCUUACUGUUUUCUCAACGCCAAGAAAUUCUAUGAUUGUUGCGUGAAUCAGUAAUUGUUUUGUUUUGAGGAAAUAAAUAUUUACAACUGUAAAAAU
This is a messenger RNA of Caenorhabditis elegans, 1186 nucleotides long. RefSeq names its product Serpentine Receptor, class T (gene Y57G11C.46). The coding region runs from base 3 to 1136 and encodes 377 amino acids. NCBI's taxonomy places the organism in Eukaryota, Metazoa, Nematoda, Chromadorea, Rhabditida, Rhabditidae. The record is from RefSeq and is marked reviewed. The transcript has 7 exons. Gene Ontology annotation, cellular component: membrane.